AUGGCUGACUCCGACGUUGCCGCACCGAUUGAACUCCCGGUCAUUGACAUCUCCGAUCCCCAUGACCCCGCCGUGGGGAAGGCGAUGCUCGACGCCGCCGCCAAGUAUGGAUUUCUCUAUGUGAACAGCAAGGGCUCUGAUUUUACCCCUAAAGACGUGGAGCAUGCCUUUGGUCUGUCAAAGAAGUUCUUUGCAUCCCCCGCCGCGGAGAAGGAGACAUGCCGUAUCACACCUAAUAACCGUGGCUGGUCAGGCAUGCACACAGAAACCCUCGACCCCGAGCACCAGCGCACUGGUGACUUCAAGGAAGCCAUGAAUUUCGGUGACUUCCAAGCCGGCAAAGCCCAACAACCUAUCCCACCAGUCCUGGCACCACACGAGUCCGAAAUUAGCGACUUCGCUAUCCUUUGCAAUAAGACCUGCAAUCGAAUCCUUAACCUGCUCGCACUGGGCCUCGAGAUGCCCCAAGACUUCUUCACAACCCGCCACGACCCAAGCAGCGGACCAACAGGAAGUAUCCUACGCUACCUAUACUACCCCUCAAUCUUCUCCCCAGCAACAGCCUCUUAUAAGCACGACAAGGACGUCCGCGCUGGCGCACACUCCGACUACGGCAGUAUCACGCUCCUCUUCCAAAAACCCGGGCAGCCGGGCCUGGAAAUUCUCACGCCGGGAGGGGACCUGGGCGCCUGUGCCCAUCGUCCCGGCUACUGGACGGAUGGAUUGCUCAAGUCUACCGUGCACCGGGUUGUGUUCCCGUUGGCGGAGCAGCGGAGUCCGAACCCGCAGGAUCGGUAUACGCUUGUUUAUUUCUGUCAUCCUGUUGAUGCGACUGAGCUUGUUCCUGUGCCUAGUGAGGUUGUUAAGGGGCAUCGGGCUAAGGCUGGAGGUGUGGGUGUUGUGGGCUUUGGUGGUGGUGCGGGGACUUUGGAGCCUGGGAAGAGGCCUUUGACUGCGGCGGAGCACUUGGAGUCGAGACUGGCGGCUACGUAUGGAUUUACGAAGGAGUAA
Molecule: messenger RNA, 1011 nt
Organism: Penicillium cosmopolitanum
Lineage: Eukaryota; Fungi; Ascomycota; Eurotiomycetes; Eurotiales; Aspergillaceae
Exons: 7
Coding region: 1-1011 (336 amino acids)
Source: RefSeq, a predicted model, not a curated record